GUUAACCACAGAGUCAAGCUGACAAUGGAGUCUGAAGACCUUCACGCACUGGACAAGGCAUACACGAGACUAGCCCUUCUCCUGCCCAAGGUGAGGAUACUAAUUUCAAGAGAUGUGAUGAUGUCGUCGUCAGAGGUCCACAAUGCUCCACAGUCAACAGACCCAAGGAAGGAGAUAGGGUGGCUCCUGACGAAGGUAUCGCCAGGGGGAGUGUCCUCUCUCCUCCCUCCCUCCCUCUGUUCCAAGAUCGGCCACACUCUCUCCAUGUUCGAACGAGCCUACCAGGAGUAUGAGUUCCAGGAGGUCUGUGUGGCCUUCAACGGAGGGAAGGACUGCACAGUCAUGUUGGAUCUUCUUCACUCCUACCUCGUACAUAAAGGCCACGACUUCUCCCAACAGAAGCUCCAGGUUCUCUACGUCGUCUGCUCGAAGCCGUUCCCCGAGGUGGAGACGUUUGUGGACGAGUCAGUGUCUCGCUACUCCCUGAACCUAGUGAAGAUGGAGGAUAAAAUGCAGAAUGCUCUGUGUCAGCUCAAAACCAGCCACCCUCAGUUCAAGGCCAUCAUGAUGGGGCAGCGUCACACAGACCCCUACUGCGCUAAAUUGAGUGACUUCUCUCCCACCGACAACUCUUGGCCAGAAUACAUGAGAAUAAACUGUUUACUGGUAUGCAGUCUUCCUCUCUCCUUGUUCCCCUUUCUUUCAUUCACCACCACCUCAUUCACCUAUGCACAUACGUACAUUCUUCCCCUGCAGGACUGGAGCUACAUGGAUGUGUGGAUGUUCCUGAGGAUCAUGUCCAUUGAAUACUGCCCGCUCUAUGACAUAGGCUACACCUCACUGGAUGGGGUGGAGGACACCGAGGAGAACCCUCAUCUGGCCGUUUCCACGGAAAUGCAGCUGCUGACCGGGCAGCCGUGUGUUACCGGGGGUUACCAGCCGGCGUACAUGCUGGCUAACGAGGAACACGAACGAGCUGGGAGGUCUACAAGUUGAAAGACACCUUUUUAUGAGUAAAUAUUUAGGUUUUUAAUAGUGAUCAUCUCAACUGUUUUAACUUGUAUACAGCAGAGUGUACACACAAAGUGUUAUAUUAUAACAAUGGGACACCCUCAUCACAUAAGACUUACAGUAAUUGGCGAGCAAAGCAAGCAUACCUAGUCGUCUGAAUGGGGAAUUUUUUGCAUAUUAUUGCAUAUUGCAACGUACAACAGGCACUGCACAUACUGUAAUGUUAUACUUGAUUGUGAAACUCGCUAUAAAUCUAACUGCUCGCUGCAUUCGUUCUAGUACUCUGUCAUAUAUAAUAAUAGACAGCCUCAUUCCCUUGUGGUUCCCUGGCAGGAGGAGAGGUGCGAGGUUGGGGGCCAUUCUGAGAUCCCUCUCCCUCCUCAUGUGGUUGUAAUGGGUGCUGCAGAGUCCUCUCUGCGGCAGUGUUGUUAGCUGUGUCGGGAAGGAGCUGGAUAUAUUCCGUAUUGUGUGGUACAGCAGUGUUUCCCUGGCUGGGUGAGACAGCUGGUCCUGGUGGGCUCUCUCUUCUACGAGGAGGGUUCUCAUUGCGAGUGCCGUACGCUGGGUUGGACAGCAGGUGGAUGGCACCGUCUUGUCCUAGUUCUCCAUUAGCUCCAGUCGCCAUACUUGACCGGGGGUCUUGGAGUGUAGAAUGGUUUGUCUGGCUGGAGGGAGUAUUGUGGGAAUUGUCUCCCUCCAGUUGUCUCAGUUGUUCCAGUUCUCUCUGUGAAGAAUGUACUAUGUGGGUGUGG
Geodia barretti is the source of this 1763-nucleotide messenger RNA. Lineage: Eukaryota; Metazoa; Porifera; Demospongiae; Tetractinellida; Geodiidae. The record is from the annotation of a GenBank genome assembly.